Messenger RNA from Callorhinus ursinus (northern fur seal), 2387 nucleotides. It is a transcript of the gene KDM4D, whose product is annotated as lysine demethylase 4D. Gene Ontology annotation, cellular component: chromatin; nucleus. NCBI's taxonomy places the organism in Eukaryota, Metazoa, Chordata, Mammalia, Carnivora, Otariidae. Gene Ontology annotation, molecular function: histone H3K9 demethylase activity. The record is from RefSeq and is a predicted model, not a curated record. Gene Ontology annotation, biological process: regulation of gene expression; chromatin remodeling.
GGGGCGGGGCCGAAACGGCCCAGUGGGCGGGCAUUUGAAAUCAGUGCUUUAGAGUAGACCCUAAACAUCAUUUUAUACCUUCAAGAACCAAUUACUUAAUGUCUCUUCCGUCUUUCCCUUCCCCGACCCCCUCCCAGACUCCUUCAUUCCGGUGCUGCGUGGACGGAAAGCCCCGGGUAGCCGACAACACGUCCCCGGCUAGCGAGAGAGAGCGUAGAGAAGGAUUACACCAAACUUUAAAACCAACGGCGCCUGCUUCCUCUCUCCUGAGCUAGACCCAACAAACCUAGAGAGCUGGGCUACGGAAAAACUAGUGUUUUCAUUUAAUUGGAUAUGAAGAAAGAACAAAUAUGUACGGGGGCAACCACGAUCUUUAUAAAGAACGUAAGUUCCAGGAAAGCAGGAACCUUGUCUCUCUUGUUCACUGGUGUAUCCUCUGCAUAUAGAACAGUGCCUGGCACAUAAUAGGUGCUGAGCUUUGUUUAAACACUGCCCUGAAGAUACAACCUUUAGGACACCCACUCCAAGACUGAGUGAUUCAAUAGACCUCCAAGGAACAGUGUCAGGUACUGACUGAGGAGCAUCAUAGGCUCAGCCACUGUUAGUUCUAGGCAACUCUUCUACCCAGAGCGUUGUUCCUUGGUGAAUCAGCAAGCCUAACAAACAUUAUCAUUUCACUUGCAUAAAGGUCCACUGGUGGUUCAUAGUGACUCAGAUACUCAAACGCAUUUUUUAAAAAGUAGCAUUUUCCAGCAUCCUCAACUAUCUAGAACAUACUGAAAACCUUUGGAGUUUGGUGCUUAUUAAUGGAAGCUAUGAAGUCUAAGGCCAACUGUGCUCAGAACCCAAGUUGUACCAUAAUGAUAUUUCAUCCAACCAAAGAAGAGUUUAAUGAUUUUGAUAAAUAUAUUGCUUACAUGGAAUCCCAAGGCGCACACCGAGCAGGCCUCGCUAAGGUGAUUCCACCCAAGGAAUGGAAAGCCAGACAGACCUACGAUGAUAUCAGUGACAUCUUAAUAGCCACUCCCCUCCAGCAGGUGGUCUCCGGCCAGGCAGGUGUGUUUACUCAAUACCAUAAAAAGAAGAAAGCCAUGACAGUGGGGGAGUAUUGCCAUUUGGCAAACAGCAGAAAGUAUCGGACUCCACCACACUCGGAUUUUGAGGACUUGGAGCGAAAAUACUGGAAAACCCGUCUCUACGAUUCUCCGAUCUAUGGCGCUGACAUCAGCGGCUCCUUGUUUGACGAAAACACGGAAGAGUGGAACCUCGGACACCUGGGAACCAUUCAGGACCUGCUGGAGCAGGAGUGCGGCGUGGUCAUCGAGGGCGUCAACACCCCCUACCUGUACUUUGGCAUGUGGAAGACCACCUUCGCCUGGCACACGGAGGACAUGGACCUUUACAGCAUCAACUACCUGCACUUCGGGGAGCCCAAAACUUGGUACGCGGUGCCCCCAGAGCACGGCCAGCGCCUGGAACGCCUGGCCACGGAGCUCUUCCCGGGCAGCGCCCGCGCCUGCGAGGCCUUCCUGCGGCACAAGGUGGCUCUCAUCUCGCCCACCGUCCUCAAGGACAACGGGAUCCCCUUCAGUCGGAUCACGCAGGAGGCUGGCGAGUUCAUGGUGACGUUUCCCUAUGGCUACCACUCUGGCUUCAACCAUGGCUUCAACUGCGCAGAAGCCAUCAACUUCGCCACCCCGCGCUGGAUCGAUUAUGGCAAGGUGGCCUCCCAGUGCAGCUGCGGGGGGGCCCGGGUCACCUUUUCCAUGGACGCCUUCGUGCGCAUCCUGCAGCCCGAGCGCUAUGAGCUGUGGAAGCGCGGGCAGGACCGGGCUGCCGUGGACCACACGGAGCCCGCGGCGCAGGGCAGUCGGGAGCUGCGCGCCUGGAGGGAGGUGCGCGCCCCCGGGAGAGCCGCGCUGGGCCUGAGGCACCUCCCCCCGCGCCGGGCCCCGCGCGCCCCGCGACCUGUGGCCGCUGGCCGGGGCACCCGCCGCCGCACCGCUCUGCGCCCGGCCUCCGCGCGCCCCUUGCCCGCGCAGAGCUCUUCCUCUGAUGCCCAGUCCGGGGCUGUCCCCGCCCGCACCUCCCGGGAGUCUGGCCCCACCCGGCCACCGCCCCCCAACCCCUCUGCCCCAGAUCUCCAGCCGCCCACCGGCAGGCGUGGUCCUCCUGGUCGUCGUCCUCGGGAACAGGGUGCUCAGGGGCCUAGCAUCCAGGCCCGGGCCAAGAGGCGCCUGUCGGUGGGAACAGGGCACGCAGCUCAGCACUGCAAGGCUCAGCCCCUUCCUGUGGAUGGAGGCUGGAUGGACAAGCCCGCACCACCAAGCCCUGGGCUCCGGCGAGGGGCUGAGGCUUCCGGGUCGGGCUGUGCCCUUGUCCCCUAA